ACUAUUAUUUCUUCCUGCAUAUUAACCAAAGGGAAGGAAUACUUAACCACAUAUUAGAUAAAAUAUGAUAACCGCGUCCUGUUUUUCACCAUUUCCAAACAUGCAAUUAGGUUUCAUAUUCACUUUUCCUCCAUAAAUUCUAAGUACUAUUAUUUCUUCCUGCAUAUUAACCAAAGGGAAGGUGUAACUAGAUAGAAAUAGUACUUUGUUAUGAUAGCAACCAGAUGAUCGAGGCUUCACGUGGCUGCCAACCGAACCAGCGAGCUGCCAUUUUUUCAUCCUUUUUCCCCAUAACUAUCUCCCUGUGGCUUGUGGGACGCUGCUGGUUGGAAGAUAAACAGUUAAUGGCUUCAGGAAAAUAUUGAAUGAUUGUAAACACCUCACAGCACAGCAGGAAUGGGGAAAAAGCACCUGUCAUCCCGCCUCAGCGCAUCCCAAGAGGAGGUGCUUUAUCUUUGGUCUCUCGUCACUCUCUGUAGAAGCAAGGCCGGGACAGUCAGGUUCCAGGUGAUACAGAAGGCCUCCGAUGAAGUGGCCAUCAUCCCGCAGCGCCUCAGGAACCAGUGUAAGUCAGCGAAGAAGGAUGCUGCCGCCAGACAAAAGAUAAGGAAGAAAAAGGAGAAGAUGGUAAACCGUCUUCAGGCAGAGCGCACCAAGUGUAACUAUAACCUGCGGGCGUGGGCGCUCUCCCCCUACACGGGCACGGAUCUUCUCUACCGGGAGGACGUUACAUGUAAGACUUCCCUUCCUGUAGUCGAAGAAGCUGUGGACUGCAACCAGUGCCAGAAACACUUCUUUGGCAUCUGUUCUCUUCACUACAAACUCGUCAUCAACAGAGAGGUUGUGCGUGACGGCAGCGUGGAGGAGCGAGCCCGACUGACCGCCCCCUGGCCCCUCUAUGUCGCCAAGUCCAAGAUACCAGGGGCGGGGGAAGGGGUGUGGACCUCUGCCAAGCUGCCCAGGGGUCUCGUGUUCGGGCCUUACGAGGGGAAGAUUCUCAAAGUCAACCAAAAUUCCAAGGUAGCGGACUCUGGUUAUGCCUGGCACCUGCAGUUGAAUUCCCAUAAGAAGAGGAGAGUGUACGUGGACAGCGUUGACAAGUCCAUAAGCAACUGGCUGCGCUACGUUAACUGUGCUCGGAACACUGCAGAGAUGAACCUUGAGGCCUUCCAGUACGAGAGGGAAGUGUACUACAGCACUCUGAGGGAGAUUGACGGCAAUUCCGAGCUGCUUGUGUGGUACGGGGAUGAGUACGGCCGAGAACUGGGGAUACUGACCCUCUCCAGCACCAUGAUCUCCUCACCUCACGCCCAAGGUGGACUUUCCUCACUGACAGAACUCCCAUCAUGUCCCGAGGAGCCAACGGAGUCGUUCCACCCCAAGACUGACGAACGAACUGGUGCAAAGGUUAGCACUCGGACCAGCGUGCAGUCUGAUGGGGGGAGACUAUCCAGCAAGGCCAAUGUGCAGCUCAGCAAGCCACAGUCAUCCCUUCAGCACCUGUUCCUCCCCGCCAGGCUGGAACCCGAGAAGGACCACAACGUCAGGGUGGUGUAUGUAAGCCCUGGAAACAAUAAAAGGCUGAUUAAGGAGAAGAGCUCUGAAGUUAGUGUGGAUAAAACUCCUUACCUUCCCAGUGUUAGGUUCAACCAGAAAUUUAACUGCAAGUAUAAUCAUGCAUACUGUGUGAACUGCAAGAAGACCUACGCCGGCCUCUGCCCCAAGCACCCCAUGACACUGAUCCUCGAUAACCCUGUUGUCCGUGACGGGAGUGUUGAGAACCGUGCCCAGCUGACCGCCCCCUGGCCCCUGUACAUUGCCAAGUCCAAGAUCGAGGAGGCCGGGGAGGGGGUGUGGACCGGCGCCACCUUGCCCCGGGGCCUGGUGUUUGGGCCGUGUGAAGGCCGCGUCAUGAGGAAGACUGGGAGGAUGUCAGGCUACAGCUGGGAGGUCCGUGGGCGUCCAGACAUAGAAAUAGACGCUGAAGAAACCUCCUCCAGCAACUGGGUUCGCUACAUCAACUGCGCCAGGAACUACGUGGAGAGGAACCUGAUCGCCAUGCAGAUCCAAAACGAGAUAUUCUACGUCACCAACAUGGAUAUUGAGAGGGAUACCGAGCUCAUGGUGUGGUAUGGAGCAGCUUACGGCAACUGGCUGGGCAUAUCCAUGAAGGACUUCUUUAAACCACAGCUGAAGGCUGCAGAACUUAAGAGAUGGUGCGGUGAGUGUCAGGUGCUGUUCACUUCACCAGAGUUCCUGACCAGACACCAGGAGCGCUGUAGGCAGAACAAGAGGAGGAGGAAGAGCAAAAAGAGAACACUGGAGGGCUCUGAGUCACUCCCACAAAAGCGCUUCUUGACAGAAUGGGAAUCGCAAAACCAAGACAAAGAGAACUUCAAACAUAAGGACUCAGAGGAAAACCUGUCAGAAGCUGGGAAUGUUCUUAGCAAGGAUGUAGAGUUAGAAUGUAAACAGGGUAGGACUGAAACUGUUGAUUCCACUAGUUAUUCAGACAAGACCAGAGCUACACGCCUUUCCACAGAACAGUCCCCUAGUGUACAUAAGAAUCCAAGUCACAAGAAUGUUAACCCCCAAAGCAAGUUGCAUAAGUCACAGUGUAGCAAAACUCUCACCUCUACCCAUGUUCCAGAAUGCACUAAGAGCCUUGUGAGAGAUAGCUUGCUUGAGUCACCCCUUGAAAAUGAGCCUCGUCACAGUCUCUAUAAAGUACCAUCUGAUUGUGUUGGUAAUCCUGGAUGUCGUGAAGGUAAACGUCAACAAACAAGUGUGUCAGUGGAUUGUAGCUUGCCAGACAUAGCCACCAAUUCAAGCCAAGCCCCGAACACCUCAACGCCUAUCCUACAAAACCCACUGCGGCACUACAGGAAGAUCUCAUGCUUGGAGACUUCCGAAAUCAGGCAUCAGGUUAUGGUGGAUUCCGAUUCCAACUUUCUGAGCGAUUUCGUCAACCAUGAUCUGCCGUUUAUCGACUCUAUGGACCUGGACAACUGCACGCUUUCCACUACUUCAAAUACAACCACUGAUUUUGAUGACUCCCGUUUGAGUGAGAGAUAUUUGCAUGAUAGGGGAAGAGAUCAUUGCUCAGGCUACAGCAGCAUCAGUUCACUAAGUCUCAGUAGCAGCGGCGAUCUCACUCAAUCUUGUGGUGUUUCGUACUUGUCACGUGGAUUAGCACACUCUUAUGAUAUGGUCCAGGCUAGCACCAGCACUGAGAGGUCAAACAGUGCAGAGGAAACACAGACACCAGAGCACAUUCACAGUAAGAUGAAGGGAACACAAACACCAGAGCCCAUUCACAGUAAGAUUAAGGAAACACAGGCACCAGAGCACAUUCACAAUAAGAAAAAUGACAUGUCUAGUGUUGUCAGCCGUGUGGGUUUUCCUGGUCCUCACAAAACUUCCCGCUCAUCUCAGUCACGUCAUUGGGAAAGAAAGUGCUCAUGUCCUUAUGCCAGAAAGGUUGGCAAGCCCAGAUGUGAUGUUAGUCAAGUCAGUGGUAAAAAUUGUCAUCCUAUCACAGACGCAGUACCUCGGGGAACCUUGAAGAGGAAAGACUUUAGCAAUACGUCCGUGCAUCUACACUUGAAGAACAGAAAGGUCAUUGACUAUAGGUGGCAGUGGACCAGCCAUGCCACCGUACAGCAGCAUGGGAGGUAUCAUAGUGGUGGAAGGGGGUGUGCUCAGAGUGGAGGAUUGGUGGAUGUGGUUCAAACUCUAUCCCAUUCUCAAAAACCUGUCGUUCCACAUUUUAAGGAGUGUGAGCAGAAUGGGUUUGUGGAUAUACCCUCAAGGCUAGGAGACAACGAGACCACUGUGGGUAUUAGCAUCAAUCAAUUCUAUGGUCAGACUGAAAGUAACCAAGUGAGUGGAAGAUUGGUGGAUGAGGUUCAUAUUCCGUUUCAUCCUCAAAGGCCUGCCAUUCCACAUAUCAAGCAUUGUGAGCAGAGUGGAAUCGUGGAUGUACCCUCAGAGCUAGGGGAAAAUGAGACCACUGUGGGUAUUAGCAUCAAGCAAUUCUGUGGUCAUAUUGAAAGUAACCAAGUGAGUCAUGAAGCUCAGACUCAGAGUGGAGGAAUGGUGGAUGGGGUUAAGACUCUGCCCCAUCCUCAAAAUCCUACCAUUCCACAUAUCAAGGAGUGUGAGCAGCGUAGGGCCAUGGAUAUACCCCCAAGAGUAGGAGGAAAUGAGACCACUACGGGUAUCAGCAUCAAUCAAUUUUAUGGCCAGACUGAAACUAACCAAGCGAGUCAUGAAACUAUGGUACUAAUGAAUCACAGACGCCCAAGACAAGAGGAGGAGGAGAGCCACCAGCAGGUCAACCCACGGCCCCACCAAACAAAGGAUAUCAUUCAUGGGGGGACUUACAAGAUCCACGUUAAGGACCCCUCACUGAUCACUGGCUUGAGGCACUGUGGGAAGAGAAAGGAAGGCGGUUGUGCUAGACCACGGCCCCUACAGCCUCUGAAUAACAAGAACAAACACCUUCACACCCACUUGUGCUCCAGGAAUGGGAACGGGACGCUGUAUGAGUGCUUUAAGUGCAGGAGGAAAUUUGCCAGCAAGUACAACCUUUUGGAGCAUCAGCAGCUGUGUGUGUAGUGAGAGGGAGAGCUAGCGAGAGGAAGAAGAAGAGUGAGAGUGAGAGUAAAAGCUUGUAAGAGUAAGAGAGAGAGUAAGAGUGAUUGUAAGAGGCUGCCGUGACAUCUUGACCCAGUAGUAAUGCUCUGGCCUGGUCCACUUUCCUUCAUUUAAAUAUUUAUACGACUGGGAUAUUACCAAUGGCACCUAAUGAAAAAUGAGACAGAUUAGGAUAAACUGAGAAAAGAAUAAGAAGAAAAAGGGACUGAAUGGGUAUAUGGGAGAGGUGGAUUGAGACACUGAUAGCCGCUGAGAGGAUUGAAUGGAUUAAGUCAGAGGAAAGAAAUGCAGUGAAAAGAAUGGAUAUGUAGUUUUUUAUAACGUUCAAACUUAAAGAAAUAUGGUAGUAAUAUGAAUUUGCGUGUAUUUACUUUAGUUAACGAUAUUACUAAUGGGACUUGUGGGGCCUAAUGGAAAAAGGGGCAUAGGUGUGGUUUUUAUAAUGCUCAAACUUAAAGAAACAUGGUAGUAAUAUGAGCGCAUGUAUUUACUUUAGUUAACGAUAUUACUAAUGGGACUUGUGAGGCUUAAUGGAAAAAGGGGCAUAGGUGUGGUUUUUAUAAUGUUCAAACUUAGGUAUGUGGUAGUAAUUUAAGUUUUGGUGCUUACUUAAGUUAAUUUGUACUCAGGAUUUCUUGUUUGUUCCUCACUUAAUUAACUUGUACUCAUAAGAUCUUGUUCAUCCCGUAUCUAACUUGUAGGACUCAUGGUGUGUUCUUUGUCUCUCACCUCCUAACUUGUACUCAGGAUUUCUUGUUUGUUCCUCACUUAACUUGUACUCAUAAUGUCUUGUUCAUCCUGUAUCUAACUUGUACUCAGGAUUUCUUGUUUGUUCCUCACUUAACUUGUACUCAUAAUGUCUUGUUCAUCCUGUAUCUAACUUGUACUCAGGAUUUCUUCUUUGUUCGUCACUUAACUUGUACUCAUAAUAUCUUGUUCAUCCUGUAUCUAACUUGUUUUCAGAAUUUCUUGUCUCUCACCUCCUAACUUUUUUUUUUUUUUUUUUACAAUGAAGGAGACAGCACAAGGGCACAAAAAAAAGGAAACAAUAAUAAAAAAGCCCGCUACUCGCUGCUCCUAAAAAGAAGCCAAGGAGGUAGCCGAAAGAGGGGUCAAUAUCGGGAGAGAUCUUCUUUGUUUCUCACCUUUCUCACCUAACUUGUACUCUGAUAUCUUGUUUAUUUUUUGUUCCUCACCUAACUUGCCUUCAUGAUCUCCUAUCCCUCAUCCCUUACCUAACUUGUUCUUCAUAAUCUCUCAUCCAUCCACCACCUCCAUAGUCUAGUCAGAGGAUCCUAACUGUACACAUUUUAAUGCUAGACUUUAGUAAGGACGGAAAUAUGUGUAGAGGGCAAAAAUCAAGUUUGAGUAAUUGUAAGUAUGAGCGAGUUGCCCACCGGAACCAUUACCAAAUGUCUAGUGUCAAGGAGAGGCCCACAGUCUUACCGGACCCUCCACCUAAAGAAAUAUAGCUUCCUGCAAAGAAAUAUAGAGGUUUGGAACAGACUGAGUGAGGAUGUAGUAUCGGUGAGGAGUGUGCAAAGCUUUAAAGAAAAGUUGGAUAAAUCCUUGCCUCCCUUUUGCUCUCCCACACAGUCCCAACACCUAUUUUACCCUCUCAUAUGUUAGCUCUAGGUAACAUAUGAGAGGAAGGGAUUGGUGUUGGGACUGUGUGGCAGAGCAGAGGGGAGGAAAGGACCUGCGGAACUGAAUGCCCAAACGGACUUUUUAAAAUGGUUAGACUUUAGACAUCUGGUAACGGUCCCGGCAAGCAACUCGCUCAUACUUACAAUUACUUAAACCUGAUUUUUGCCUUCUACACAUAUUUCCGUCCUUACUAUAUUCUGGCAUCACAAAAUUGUCAAUAUAUAAUCCCAUCACUGCCUUACUCUGUGUGUGUGUGUGUGUGUGUGUGCGUGCACUCAAUAUGGUCGGAAACUUAUUUUUAUAUUAAGAAUGUUAAGCAGAAAUAGAUUUUAAACUCUUUGAUUAUGAUGCCUUGGUUUCUAGGCAGUACAAAGUGUUCCUAUAGAUGUAUUUAAGCAUGUAUAGCUAUUUUUCUUUGUGUGUUUUGUGAUACCUUUGAGCUGCUUCCUAUAAUAUAAAGCAAAAAAAUGUGUUCAUGAUGUUGGUGGCAAAUAUAUUUUUUCUUGUGUGUGUGUGUGUGUGUGUGUGUGUAUGUGACAGGACAUGCUAUUCUGUAUAUUCUUUUGCAUAUCUUGUAAGGACAGUCAAGCUUCCUAUAGUGUAAAGAGAAAAAUAUGUUUAUGGUUUUGGUGGCAAAUAUGUUUCUUCUCUUGUGUGUGUGUGUGUGUGUAUGUGUGUGUGUGUGUGUGAGCGUGCGACAG
This is a messenger RNA of Eriocheir sinensis (Chinese mitten crab), 7007 nucleotides long. RefSeq lists its product as uncharacterized. The coding region runs from base 397 to 4620 and encodes 1407 amino acids. Gene Ontology annotation, cellular component: nucleus. Lineage: Eukaryota; Metazoa; Arthropoda; Malacostraca; Decapoda; Varunidae. The record is from RefSeq and is a predicted model, not a curated record. The transcript is spliced from 13 exons. Gene Ontology annotation, molecular function: protein binding; histone methyltransferase activity.